CCACUGAUCUGUGCGUAUAAUUGGUUGAAAGAGAACGGUGCAGUUCAUGUGCAAGUGUGUGAUUCCUUUCAACGUUCCUAUCAGGUUCUGCCGGAGAGUACGCAUCCGGUUAUGCAACAGCUUGUGGCGGCCGGUUUCAUUUUGUCGGCCAUUAAAGUUCAACCUCCACAAUCUUUGUGA
Messenger RNA from Anisakis simplex (herring worm), 180 nucleotides. NCBI's taxonomy places the organism in Eukaryota, Metazoa, Nematoda, Chromadorea, Rhabditida, Anisakidae. The record is from the annotation of a GenBank genome assembly.